This is a messenger RNA of Aspergillus luchuensis, 4212 nucleotides long. RefSeq names its product putative ubiquitin-specific protease UBP12 (gene UBP12). The record is from RefSeq and is a predicted model, not a curated record. The transcript is spliced from 5 exons. The coding region runs from base 1 to 4212 and encodes 1403 amino acids. Lineage: Eukaryota; Fungi; Ascomycota; Eurotiomycetes; Eurotiales; Aspergillaceae. Gene Ontology annotation, molecular function: cysteine-type deubiquitinase activity. Gene Ontology annotation, biological process: protein deubiquitination.
AUGUCCGGCUCUGACGACAAGGGAGACUCCACCCUCCCGCUUGCCGGGGCCGAUGCUCGCGAAACCUCCGCUUCGGAGAAUGAAGUGGUGAACGAUGUGGAGAUGGACUUGGUUCCGACAGAAAAGGACGACAGCCAGACCCGUUCCGACCACCCGGAUUCGAUGGAAACCACCACCACCUCGGGCGACGACAACGUAACCAACUCGGCGUCGGACAGUGUGUAUCCCACUCCUUCCAGCAUGUCCACCUAUACCGCCCCCACAGAGACCCGGGCCCAUUCUAAAGCAGAGGCCGGCGUUGCGUCAGCUGAUCGACCCUCUUACGAUGACCAGGUCGCACAGGUGACCCAGUUUAUGAUGCAGCCCAUGAAGGAAAAACAAAAGGGAUAUGUGGUGUCGAAUUCGUGGCUGAAGCGAGUGUACUCGCGGAGUGCUACGCAUGCCGACAAGGCCGACAAGACGGCGAUGGAGGGAGACAUCGGUCCCGUCGAUAACUCGGAUAUUGUCCUGGUCACCGACCCGGCCAACACGGGCUUCAAGGACGAGGAGGGCGAACCCUUUGUUCCUUUGAGGCCUGGCUUGGAGCUCGGCGAAGAUUUUGAGAUCAUCCCUCAGGGAGGCUGGGACCUGAUCAUGCAGUGGUAUGGUUUGGCAGAACAGUCCCCGGCCAUCGUCCGUUACGUUCACAACACCGCCGCCGUAGGCGACCAGGAGAACCUGCAAUACGAAAUCAACCCUCCGAUCUUCACGAUCUUGAAGCUCACGAACCCGUCUGCCGGCACUUCCAUCAAGACAAUGAAGGAGAAGACGAUGGCUCCCGUGAGAACCCUGGCCAGUCGGCACACCAACUUCCAGAAGUGGCUGAAGAACGCCAAAGAACUGGCUCACAUCGACAUGUCGACAAAGGUUCGCGUUUGGAGGAUUCUGGGUGGUCUCGGUAGUGCCACGGCAUCCGCAGCAGCCACCCCAGCCGCAUCCCGCAGUGCUUCUCCAGCCCCGUCCGCCUCCCUCAUCGCCAACGCGGGAAGUAACCUCGUUCUCGACCUGAACACCUUCCUUUCCCUGUCUGAGGGGUCGCAGCGUGAGGUACUCGAUGAGCCGAAGGACCAGACGAACAAUCCCAACUACAAUGGUAAAAUGACUCUGGGCGUUGCGGGUCUCAACAGCAGCGAAAUCAUCGUGUUGGAGGAGAAGCUCCCUGGAACCAGCGGAGACUGGGUGUCGGAAGCCUCCAAGCAGACACUCAACCGUCUGGGGGUGCCAUCCGGUACCCUGAAGAACGGAGCUCCGGCAAAGGUGAAGAGCAAGAGUCCUGCUACCAGCGGGCGAUCAUCCCCGGUUUCAGAGCCCAUCAGGGGACGACGCAAGGACGGGAAACCCCGCGGCUGCACUGGUCUGAGCAACCUUGGGAACACCUGUUACAUGAACUCGGCCCUGCAGUGCGUACGCAGCGUGGAGGAAUUGACCUACUAUUUCUUGAAUGACGUUUACAAGAAGGAUCUCAACCCCAGCAAUCCUUUGGCUCACAACGGUGAUGUGGCUAAAGCAUAUGCGAACAUGUUGCGUCAGAUGUACGAUGAGGCAGGUCAAUCUUCGUUUGCGCCCCGUCAAUUGAAGCACACCAUCGGCCGUUAUGGACCGGCCUUCUCCGGUUACGGACAGCAGGAUUCCCAGGAAUUCCUUCUGUUCCUUCUGGACGGUCUCCAGGAGGAUCUCAACCGUAUCAUGAAAAAACCCUACAUUGAAAAGCCGGACUCGACGGACGAGAUGGUGCAUAACAAGGAGGCUCUCGCGGAGUUUGCGGACAAGUGCUGGGACAUCUACAAAGCCCGCAACGAUUCUGUCAUUACCGACCUCUUUGCUGGUAUGUACAAGUCGACGCUGGUCUGCCCUGCUUGCGACAAGGUCAGCAUCAUUUUCGACCCUUUCAACAACCUGACCCUUCAACUUCCAAUCGAGAACCUCUGGGGCAAGGAGAUUUUCUACUUCCCCUUGAACAAGAAGCCGGUCCUUGUCGAUGUCGAAAUCGACAAGAACGCCAGUGUCAAGGCGCUGAAGGAGCAGGUCGCAAAGAAAAUGGGAACCGACCCUGAGCGCCUCGUGAUGGCCGAGAUCUACAAGAACAAGUUCUACAAGAUGUUCGACAACACGAGCUCGAUUGCUGAGUGCCAGAUCAGCGGCAACGACGACAUUGGUAUCUACGAGGUCGAGUCGGUACCUACGAACUACAACCCCGACAAGCCCCAGAAGAGCUACUUCUCCUUCAGCCGCUCGGAUCAUGAGGAGAUCCCCAGUCUGGACUCGCCUCGCUCCGACCGCUUGCUCGUCCCCAUCUUCAACCGAGUUGAGAAGAAACGGGGAAACAACCCUAAGAAUGCGCAGCGGUCGCUCUUCGGAGUUCCGUCGUAUGUGGUCAUCAACCGGGAGGAGUUUGGGGACUAUGAUACGAUCUUCCGCAAAGUCCUGUCGCAGGUCGCCUCGAUGACCACCCGUGACUUCCUGAAUGAGGAGAACACGACAGAGACCGCGUCCGUGGACGGCGAGGACGGCAUGGUCGAUGUCUCGAUGCGUGACGCAGAUGACAGUUCAAGCGAUGCUCCAGCCCGCUCCGAAAACGCUAUUCCCCCGAAUGUGCGCGGUCUUUUUGAGAUGAAGAUCAUCAAGUCGAGCAGCGAGGUUGUUCCCACUGGAUGGUCCACCGUGGAUGACCACAAGGAGUACCCCAAGAUGUCGUUCAGAAUCAAGACACCGGUGAAGAAGCAGAAACAGUCUGUGGACAGCACAAAUGGCACGGAGCAGAAGGAUGACGAGUCCGGAGAUAAGAGCUCUGACAGUGCCAGUGGUGAAUCGGCUCCUAAGCCCAAGGCUCAGGACCGGCCGAUGAUCCGCCCCGGUGAGGGUAUUGUAGUGGAUUGGACGGAGCAAGCUCACGACGCUCUCUUCGCCGGAAGCAGUCGAGACAAGAACUCCCUUCGUGGUGCGCCCACAUGGACGGACGUCGAACGUGUGCCUGACCCGGAGCUGAGCAAGCGCCGUACUCUGCGCCAGAACCGGAAGAAGCGGGGCGUGACGCUCUACGAGUGUCUGGAUGAGUUCAACAAGGAGGAGGUUCUUUCCGAGAACGAUGCUUGGUACUGCCCCCGCUGCAAGGAGCACCGUCGGGCCAGCAAGAAGUUCGAAUUGUGGAAGACCCCGGACAUUCUGGUCAUGCACCUCAAGAGGUUCAGCGCCAGCCGCGGAUUCCGCGACAAGCUGGAUGUCCUGGUCGACUUCCCUGUGGAAGGACUCGACAUGACCGGCAGAGUUGAGUCGCCUGAAGAGGGCAAGAGUCAGAUCUACGACCUCUUCGCUGUCGACAAUCACUAUGGAGGCCUUGGUGGCGGACACUACACAGCGUACGCCAAGAACUUCUUUACCGGGCAGUGGAACGAGUACAACGAUUCUUCCGUCUCGCGACCAAUUGAUCCGCAGAGUGUGGUCACCUCGUCGGCGUAUCUGCUGUUCUACCGGCGCCGGUCCGACCGGCCACUGGGCGGCAAGGUGCUGGAGGAGAUUACGGAAGCGUCGACACGGCCGAACAGCGACGUGGACUCGCAGUCCGAGUCUCGCGGACAGUCGCCGUCGGGGGAAGGCCGGCGUCUCGGCGGCUCCUCCCGCAAUGGGUCGUCGAGCGCCUUAACCGGAGUCGGAGCAGCUCACCAAUCGGGAGAUGGUGGUUUGCCAACUGGAACCCAAACGAAGAGCGGGGAUGAUGACUGGCCACCGGGCUACACCAACGUCCCGUCAUUUGGCGAGCAGAGCCUAGAUCGCGCGACGCAAUCGGAAGGUAUGAAUUUCGAAGAUGAGGAGAUUGGCGGGGGCACGCAGCCCAGCCCGUUCCGCCCUCAGGACGACACACCCUCGUGGUCGUUCAGUCGCGCCACAGAUGCUCACGGCCCUUCACAGAUGACCACAGUUCCAACUGACGACGAGGAUCUACUCGACGAUGACGCGAGCAACCGGGCGGUAGACGACGGCGACGUCAGCGACCCGGACCUUCGGAUGGCCUCUUUGAUGGACAGUCCACGCGGGGCCGCCUAUCCAGGUACCCCGAUGGAGGAGACGUCAUUCCCGGACAUUUCGGCAUUCGCAGCGGACGGCGACGAUGAUGAGGAGGAUGAGUUGCCGGUGGUAGAACUCCAAGUGCAUGAUGAGGACCAGACACUGCCGUAG